Plasmopara halstedii is the source of this 195-nucleotide messenger RNA. RefSeq lists its product as uncharacterized. The record is from RefSeq and is a predicted model, not a curated record. NCBI's taxonomy places the organism in Eukaryota, Oomycota, Peronosporomycetes, Peronosporales, Peronosporaceae. The transcript has 2 exons. Bases 1 to 195 code for a protein of 64 amino acids.
AUGCGCUUAAAUAAUCUAUUUGGUAAUUGUAACUUUGGCGACAUUUCAUGGACUGCAUCACUAAAAAACACGGCUAGCGGGCAGAUCUCGGCAAGUAAAAUGUCAUCGUGGAUUGGCCACGACGACUAUUGGCCAAUCGCGGCCCAGUACAGCGCAAACUAUGCUGUCAUGUAUCGACCCCUACCAAUAAAUUAA